ACACACACACAGACUUAAUAGACUAAGAAUAAAGACCCAUGUUUCCCAUAAUAGAAAGAAAAACACUAGCCUCGUGUGUUUCUGCUUGUGUGCGUGUGUGUGGAAGUUGAAACGUCAGUGAACUGUGUGUCAGUGGGGGCGAAGUCAUGUGUUAGGGGAGGAGAGGAGAUUACGCCAUGUUGAGGAAACAAAACUUAAGGUCCAUAAAAACAAAAAACAUUCAGGCGAAAAAAAUACAACGCAUUUUGGAACAAAUUGACUGACAGACAGGAACCAAAACAAGGAAUGGCCUCUGCUAUCACUUCCUGGUCUGAGGAGAACUUUUCAUGUUCCAUCUGUCUCGACGUUUUUAGCAGCCCAGUUUCCACACCAUGUGGACACAACUUCUGCAGAACCUGUAUUUCAAAGUUCUGGGAUGAACAACUCCGGUACAAAUGUCCUGUUUGCAACGAGCUUUUCCACACUAGACCUGAUCUACGGGUCAAUACCCUCUUAUCAGAGCUGGCUACUCAGAUUAGAACAAAUUUACAAGUAGAAGAGCAGCCCUGUGUUGAACCAGCAGAAGUUCCCUGUGACGUCUGUACUGGGACCCAGCUGAAGGCCGUGAAGUCCUGCCUAGUAUGUCUUAUCUCUUACUGCCAAACCCACCUGGAACCGCAUCAGAGAGUCGCAGGCCUGAAGAAACAUCGACUGGUCGAGCCUAUUGACCAUCUGGAAGACAGGAUUUGUAUGAAACACAAUCAACUUCUGGAGCUCUUCUGCCAGACUGAAAAGGUGUCUGUAUGUCAGAUCUGCACAGAGACAGACCACAAGUCACAUCCUGUUGUACCUCUAAAGGAGGAAUAUGAAGUGAAGACGGCCCAGCUGGGGAAGAUAGAGGCUGAAGUUCCGCAGAUGAUCUGGGAGAGAAAACUAAAGAUUAAGGAGAUCAAAGACACAGUAGACAUGAGCAAGAAAGAUGCAGACAGAGAGAUAGCUGAUGGUGGGCAGGUCUUCAUUGCUCUGAUAGGCUGUGUUGAAAAGUGCCAGGAUGAUUUCAACCAAACGGUUAAAGAGAAACUGAUAUCCACAGAGAAACAAGCUGAAGACCUUAUCAAAGAGCUGGAGCAGGAAAUAGAAGAUCUGACCAAUAGAGGCUCAGAGGUUAAGCAGCUCUCACACACUAAAGACCACCUCCACUUCCUCCAGGCCUUCAGAUCCCUGAAGAAUCCUCCACCCACCAGGGACUGGAAGACGAUGGAGGUCCGUCCUCCAUCAUACGUAGGGACCUUGAGGAGAUCCCUGGAUCAGCUGGAGGAGACACUGAACAUUGAGAUGAAGAAGCUGUGUAAUGAUGCUGAACUGAAGAGGGUCCAGCAGUAUGAAGUAGAUGUGACUCUGGAUCCUGAUACAGCUCAGCCCCGUCUCAUCCUGUCUGAGGAUGGGAAACAAGUACAUGAUGGAGGUGUAGUGAAUAAACUCCCAGACAACCCUAAUAGAUUUACACAGUAUAUACAUGUUCUUACGGGGCAGAGCUUCUCCUCAGGGAGCUUUUACUUUGAGGUCCAGGUUAAAGACAAGACUGCAUGGUGUUUAGGAGUGGCCAGAGAGUCCAUCGACAGAAAAGGUAAGAUCAUAGUGACCCCUGAGACAGGAUACUGGACCCUUUACCAUGACAAGGAUGGGUUUGUAUUUAGAGAUAAACCCGCUGUCCGUCUCCCUCUGAGAGCCGAGCUCCAGAAGGUGGGGGUGUUUGUUGAUUAUGAUGAGGGUCUGGUCUCCUUCUAUGAUGUGGAAGCCAGGGUUCAUAUCUACUCUGCUACUGGCUGCACCUUUAGUGAUUCUCUCUAUCCAAUCCUCUGUCCAGGUUACUGUUAUAAUGGAGAUAAAAACUCUGCACCCCUGAUCAUCACACCUGUCAAUCAAACAGACUAGGACCUUUGUUUGAUGAUUAAAUAAUCAAGCAACCAAAACAACUAAUAUUGUUUCCUGAAUUAGAAGCUCUACUAUGUGAGAUCUGAGAGAAUUUGAUGUUGUGUACUGCUAUCAUGUAACAAGGAUAAAUUAAUUAUUGAAAUAACCCUGACAACUGUAAAAAACAUGAUACAUGAUUAGAUUACAUAUACUAUAUUGAUCAAUGUCUGAUUGACAAAAUGUUUUAAUGUAACAAUAUCAACAAUUUUAAAUGUUUGGGGCAAGUAAAACAUUAUGAAUGAUAACAUAAUCAAAUGUUUGUACUCUUUUUAAUUCAAUAAAAAUGUGUAAAAAGUAAAA
Gadus morhua (Atlantic cod) is the source of this 2253-nucleotide messenger RNA. RefSeq names its product E3 ubiquitin-protein ligase TRIM39-like. The record is from RefSeq and is a predicted model, not a curated record. The transcript is spliced from 2 exons. Lineage: Eukaryota; Metazoa; Chordata; Actinopteri; Gadiformes; Gadidae. Gene Ontology annotation, molecular function: zinc ion binding; protein binding. The coding region runs from base 286 to 1914 and encodes 542 amino acids.